UCAACCAACCGCUAAUUGCCACAAUAAUUUAUAACAAAAUUAUUAGUAUUUUUUGAUAAAACAGUCUUUUAAAUUAAAAUAUUAUUAUUAGUAACAACAAAUCUGAUGGAGUUUGAUUGAGCCUUCUUUUUAAGUUAAACAGCAAAGUCCAGCUACAACAAGAAAAAGCAGAACAUAUAUAGAAGAAGAAGAAGAAGAAGAAGAAGAAGAAAGACAAUCUUUUUGUUUUGUGUGAAAGUGAAGAUGGGUUCUCAUGUCUCAAAACAAGUUGAAAGAAGAAAAACAAUCCACACCGAGAAGAAAAUUCUAUCCGAUCUUAAAACCUCAGGAGAAGACUACCCUGGUUCUGAAUACCGUCCUUCUGAUAGAAAAAACUGGAUGAAUGAUCUCAACCCAGAUAAAGUUCACAUCAAUCAAAUUGUAUGGCCAGGAACACAUGAUUCUGCAACUAACAAGAUUGGAGUCCCACUCAUCACUCGCCCUUUUGCUCAAUGUCAAUCUUUGUCCAUCUAUCAACAACUUGCAAGAGGUACACGUCUCAUUGACAUUCGUGUACAACAAGACCGACGUGUGUGUCAUGGAAUUCUUCUUACUUACAACAUCGAUGUUGUCAUCAACGAUGUUAAAAAGUUUCUGUCGGAAACAAACUCUGAGAUUAUUAUUCUUGAGAUUAGAACAGAGUUUGGUCACGAUGAUCCACCUGAAUUUGAUAAGUACUUGGAGGAACAAUUAGGUGAGUUUUUGAUUCAUCAAGAUGAUCAUGUUUUUGGUAAAACUAUUGCAGAGUUGUUACCUAAGAGGAUUAUAUGUGUUUGGAAGCCCAGAAAAUCGGCACAUCCAAAAGCAGGGAGUUCUCUAUGGAGUGAAGGGUUUUUGAAGGAUAAUUGGAUUAACACGGAUCUGCCAUCAACCAAAUUUGAUGGUAAUUUGAAGCAUUUGAGUGAACAACCACCAGUUACGUCGAGGAAAUACUUUUAUAGGGUGGAGAAUACGGUUACUCCGGUGGCUGAUAAUCCUGUUUUGUGUGUUAAACCUGUUACUAGACGUAUUCAUGGAUAUGCUAGGCUAUUCAUUGCUCAGUGUUUUGCUAAGGGAUAUGCAGAUAGGAUUCAGGUAUUUUCAACUGAUUUUAUUGAUGAGGAUUUUGUUGAUGCAUGUGUUGGACUCACUUAUGCAAGGGUUGAAGGAAAAGUCUGAAUUCAUUCAUUCAUUCUGCUACAUGUUUGUUCUUUUAUUGUUAAUAAUAAUUGUUGGUUGACAAUGUUUUGCUGCUACUUUCUUCAAUUAAUUAUUUAUUUGUAUAUCAUCAUAUAGAAAUUAGUUGAUGCGGUACGAGCAAUCUGUGAUUUUGUUCUGUUGUUGUAUUUUUUUAUUUGUUUGUUUUUGUAAAUGUGUGGAACUGUGGAUUUGAUUGUAAAUUCCAAACUACACCAUGUGCUGUUCUGUUAUCUUAAAUAAAUUCAGAAAAAUCUUAGUUGUAUUGUACAGGA
Messenger RNA from Trifolium pratense (red clover), 1490 nucleotides. RefSeq lists its product as uncharacterized. Bases 244 to 1197 code for a protein of 317 amino acids. The record is from RefSeq and is a predicted model, not a curated record. Lineage: Eukaryota; Viridiplantae; Streptophyta; Magnoliopsida; Fabales; Fabaceae. The transcript is spliced from 2 exons. Gene Ontology annotation, biological process: lipid metabolic process. Gene Ontology annotation, molecular function: phosphoric diester hydrolase activity.